This is a messenger RNA of Neoarthrinium moseri, 549 nucleotides long. RefSeq lists its product as uncharacterized. The transcript has a single exon. The record is from RefSeq and is a predicted model, not a curated record. The coding region runs from base 1 to 549 and encodes 182 amino acids. NCBI's taxonomy places the organism in Eukaryota, Fungi, Ascomycota, Sordariomycetes, Amphisphaeriales, Apiosporaceae.
AUGGAAUUGCCCUCCACAGAGCAUGCCAAGACGGCAGGUGAAGACUGUGACGAGGAAGAGACAUCGGAGCUGUCCGCAUCAGCAGUCUCGGGAACCAAUGCCGAGAAGUCGUCCACGUUGCCCGUCCCAGAGGCAAGCGUGACCGCCCAGGUCGAGCUGGAUAAGCCAAUGAAGAGCUGCCUCAAGAAAGGUGAAGAAUCCGGCAGUACCACUACGAAAGCUGUGACAUUCGGGGAGACACACGCAUUCGACAUAACCAACGGCGACCCCGUACCAAAGUCUGCCAUGACCGCUAAAGACUAUCGCCAUUGGUUCCGCUCACAGCGAGAUUCGCCUGGGCGGCGCAGAAAGAAAGUGAACAGACGUCUUCGCUCAGCCCUGCGUCGCGUUAUCACUGAAUGGGGAGAGGAGAAUAGAGCAAGGGAGCUGGGUGGCGAACGAAGGGUGCAAUGGCGGAAGCAGUUUCUGCGAUGGGCGAGGGCGAACGGGUUCAAUGGAGUCAUGGACGGGAUUUCGAGACACCGAGCCACUCAUCAGGCAGAGGCAUGA